UGAUCUCUCUUUCUGUCGCAGCCGUUCAAUUUUCGCUUCUCUAGGGUUAGGGUUAUUCGAUCUCCUCGAUCGGGCCCUUUUUGUUGAUCGAUCUCUCAUAGGCAUUUGUUUCCUCUUCGAUUUAUGUUGAUUUCCCUUUGUGAUUCGCUCUAAUUUUGUCUGACUAUUCUUGGUUUGUUUUUUUUAGGGUUUAGGUUUCUUCGAUUCGUUAGGGUUCGUCUCUAUGUGUGAAUUCGUAGAGGGUUUCGGUGUUUUACGUGACUUCGAGAUUGUCUACAAGAGUUUUAUGCUGUCAAUUCGUCGUUUCCUCGGUGAAUUGGGAAUUUAGGGUUAGGGUUUUCUUGUAAAUUUAGGGCUUCAACCUGGUAGUCAAAUUAAUUUAGGGAAACGUCUCUUCCCAUACUUAAAUAAAUUUUAGUGCCUAAUUAGGUGCUUUCAUCGUCUUAAUUGAGGCUUCCUAGGCUUUUAAUUCAUCUCCACUUUUUUCCAGUUCAAUUGAAGUUUCAAUUCAUCACAAUUUAGAAGUAAUUGACUCCACCUAACAUAAAUUUGUAUCCAUUUCAUCAUUAGUUGUAAAUGGGAUUUAAGCGCCCUUUUGACAGUGAGGAGCUGCAGGAACUUCCUUUCAAGCAUCCAAGACAGUUUGACAAUAACAACAAGUUGACUCAGUUUGCUAAUACUAUUUCCCAUAGCUAUACUCAUCAGAAUCCCCAUAUUUCAGUUGAUGUUGAGGGUGGAUUUUGUAAAUGCCAAUGGGAUGAAGCAUUUGAAACUGGUGGUCUUAAUGAUGAAAGACCUUCGGUUGAUAAGGAUUUUGAGACUAGUGCUCCCUUGUCUUUGAUCACUAGCAUUUCUAGUGAGGAAGAUGUAGAUACUGGGCCGGCAGCUAUUUCACCUAUUUCUCCAGAAUAUUUUGACUUUGAUUUCCCAAGAAGAACGUUGGGCCCUGUUGAGGAUGCCUAUUCUUUACUCUUGGAUCGGUCUCCCCGAAAACAGGUUCCGCUUGGGCCAAAUCAUCAAGCCAAUGUUCCUUCAUUGGGUAGGCACAUAAAGAAGGACAAAUUUGUUCAGAAUUGUGCAUCAGACACCAAUGAUAUUGGCUAUGAAGAGAUUAUGAUGGGAACAUGUGUCAUUCCAAUGCCUGAUUCAGAUUUGUCCGCAAAUGACAGUGGCAAAGUUGGUGCUGGAAGAACUGAUUGUAGCUGCCUGGAUGGGGGCUCGUUGAGAUGUGUGAGACAGCAUGUCAUGGAAGCACGGGAAAAACUGCGAAAAUCCCUUGGGCAUGAAAAGUUUGUGAAGUUGGGGUUUUAUGAUAUGGGUGAGGAUGUUGCGUAUAAAUGGAGUGAAGAAGAAGAAGAGAUCUUUCGUGAGGUUGUUUACUCUAAUCCUGCAUCCUUGGGUAAGAAUUUCUGGAAGCAUUUCUCAAUGGUGUUCCCAUCACGAUCCAAAAGUGAGCUUGUCAGCUAUUAUUUCAAUGUCUUUAUCCUUCAGAGACGAGCUGUUCAGAACAGAUCCAGUAUUCUGGACAGUGAUAGUGAUGAUGAUGAGUGGCAUGGAAGUCAACAGGUUUAUGAAGUUAAGGCUUCAGAGGAAGAUGAAGACUCUUCUGCUAUUGAGUCCCUUGCUGCUCAAGAAGGCCUGUCAAACCAUGAAGGUGAUUGUCUUGGAGAUGAUGACGACGAUGGCAGUGAUGAUGAUGAUGAUGAUGAUGAUGACAGUGGUGACUCCGAUAGUAGUAGCGGAGAUGGAAAUUAUAGCAGUGCUGCAGCAAGAGGGGAUUAUGGUGUAAAUCUUAUGUUAAAAGGACCUAUUGCAAAAUCAUUUGAUGAGAGCAGGUUUGAUCCUGUUUUUGAACAAACAAAAAAAGAUUUGGGACGAGUAGAGGAUUUCAAUGUACAGGAUGACUCAUGCAUGUCUUUUGAGUUUCAGCCAAACAUGGUUGACUCUCAUAGUCUGAUUGACACAAAGGCCGAUUUGCAUGAUAGUCAAAUGAAGACUGACCUUAGCAAGUGUAUGCAGGCUAAAGUAGACGGGUCUAGUGACCUGGUGAGCCAUGUCUAUUUAUUGGAUACCUGUGAUGCAAAAAUCUGGGACGCUAGAUAUCCUACAACUGCUACAGAAGGUAUUGAUCUCCAGCCUACAUGCAACAUUAUUGAGGAGAUUUUUGGACAAGACACUUGGGAUAACAAAAUGAGAAAUGAAUAAGCAUCUAAUAAUGGCUCUUGAAAAGUCCGAAUCUUCUCCUUCGAGGAGGCUAAGACUUUCGGUUUUGACUUUUUCUUUUUUCUUGUUUACUCAUAAGUUCAUUUAGCAAAUGUAAUUUGCUUCAGCAUGUUAAAAAGUGCUCUUAAUGAGAUCUUUUCUGCUUUUGUAAAUGGCAUAGCAGCAAAGCACUCUUUUCUCUCUGUAGGGUCGGAAGUUGCCGCAUGCAGGUAGUCUUUUUGUGAAUUAUUAAGCUGAAAUUUGUUAAGAAUCUUUUUGUGGGUAAAGUUGCAGGUAGUCAAUGAAUGACAUUGACUUGUAUAAAAUUACUGCUAAUACCUGGCUCUUGUAUAGAUGAUUCAUUAACAAAGUUAUAUGUAUAUGUUUGUUCAGAGGCUUUCAUGCUUUCUUUUCUUCUUUCAUGUUUUAAUAAAAGAAAAUAAAGUUGAAAAUGCUA
Messenger RNA from Gossypium raimondii (Peruvian cotton), 2659 nucleotides. RefSeq lists its product as uncharacterized. Bases 577 to 2205 code for a protein of 542 amino acids. NCBI's taxonomy places the organism in Eukaryota, Viridiplantae, Streptophyta, Magnoliopsida, Malvales, Malvaceae. The record is from RefSeq and is a predicted model, not a curated record. The transcript has 3 exons.